Trametes versicolor FP-101664 SS1 is the source of this 3429-nucleotide messenger RNA. RefSeq lists its product as uncharacterized. Bases 1 to 3429 code for a protein of 1142 amino acids. The record is from RefSeq and is a predicted model, not a curated record. Gene Ontology annotation, molecular function: ATP-dependent chromatin remodeler activity; ATP binding. The transcript is spliced from 16 exons. Lineage: Eukaryota; Fungi; Basidiomycota; Agaricomycetes; Polyporales; Polyporaceae.
AUGGCUACUACUAGGGUCAAGCGCGUAUUCGCCGCCACGCCAAACAUCUAUGCCGCACUCAAGAACCUCCUCCCGGCUGGGACAGUCAGUUUCGACAUCACAGCGCCUCUGCAAGGCUUUACUGGCGAGGACGGACUUGCCGAAGACGGGUGGCACAUUUUUCCGCAAGUCGUUGUCGGUUUCCGCGACGAAAGCGGUCGGCUCGACAAUAUCUCUUUCCUCGCCCGACAUCGCUUCAUCACAGCCACUUAUCGUGUAGACGCAGCCCAAACCCAACUACACGUGCGCAUAUAUGUUAUCCCUUGGGACCUGGCCGGGUCUCGAGGAGAACUGCGCGUGCGCGACGAAGACGUGGUCCUCAAAGGGUGCAAGUACCUGAAGCAGCUCUUCGUUCAAAUCCGCACAGAUUCAUCUCUCUGGGACGGCAGCACUGCGUCGUCGCCGUCCUCCCCAAGUUACUUCAUCAACCCAGCCGCCGAUAACCGGUCGCUAUUAGAUAUCUACAACACGUUACCUUCCCCAUCCGCGCCUCCGAUCAAGGGGCGCAUUCCUGGCCUUCGGACGAAGCUUUAUGAGUAUCAGCGUCGCAGUGUCGCUACCAUGGUAGCUCGUGAGACCAACCCUGGCACGAUAGAGCAUCCGCUCUAUAUUUCGUUGCAGGGGGUGGAUGGAAAGGUUUUCUACAUGCAACCUGCGACGAUGGAGAUUCUCUCCGAACUUCCGCGUGUAUCCGCUGUGCGCGGGGGCAUUCUCUGUGAAGAACUUGGUACCGGAAAGACGAUCAUGAUUCUUUCCCUCAUCCUCUCCACUAUCAACCAGCUAGCAUCUCCGGAAGAAGGUAUCCACGAGGAACGCACCCCCAUGACACCUAUCGCAUUCAGACGCUUCAAGACGGCUUCUGUUCUAUCCCAGCGCGCCAAACUGUCUGGUGCGCGGAAGCGAAAGGGGCCCGACGACAGCGGCUUCCCCUCCCUCGCCGAGAUCAUUCUGCAUAAAUGCCGCGUCGAGCCAGAAGGCAUACCAUGGCGGGAACCGGCCGAGCAGGAGCGCCUUGAGAGGCACCGCAUGUGGAAACCGCUCAUGGCCAACGUUCCCUUCUACCUCCACUCUCCCGAUCCUCCCGAAGCGGCUUAUGGCAGGCGCGCACGACAGCAAGAGAUUUCGGGCCCGAAGGUGAUGUAUCUAACUGCGGCGACGUUGGUCAUCGUCCCAGACAAUCUGCGGAGGCAAUGGGCGAACGAGAUCCUGAAGCACUGUACGGACCUGAUGCGUGUUCUCCUGGUCGAGGACCAGCGGGACCUUCCAGAUGCACCACAGCUGGCUACGUAUUACGACAUCGUGCUCAUGAGUCAGUCACGUUUCUCUACAGAGGCGAAAAAGAAGAACGUGGAGAGUCUGCACUCGUGGAACGUAUGCGACUGCAAGCUUAUGCGGCGGUGCAAGUGCAGCCGUCGCAAGGACGUCUCGCCACUUCUCCAAAUUCGAUGGAAGCGCAUCGUCGUCGACGAAGGCCACAACACGGCGGAGAAGCGCACCGAAUACGCCAUUUUCUCGAACAUCCUUAGCGUCGAGCGGAGGUGGAUAGUCACCGGUACCCCGACCACCAACCUCCUUGGGCUCAGCUUCGGAGCGGGCAGCGAACUCCUGUAUCCCCAAGAUGAGGAAGAGGUCAUGCGCGUCGAGCCACAACGCGUCUGGCACGGCGACGAGCGCGAGGACCUGCGGAAGCUCGGCAACAUGCUAUCCUACUUCCUGCUAAUGAUGCCCUUCGCGUCGAAAUCGGAGCCGAAAGCGUUCGCGACCCUCGUCGCCAACCCAUUAUUUGCUUCGAGCGGGCCUUAUCCCGGCGAUAUCGAUGUUCUCGUCCAGGUCAUGUCGUCAGUCAUGGUCCGACAUAGAAUUGAGGACGUCGAGAGCGAAGUCCAACUUGCCCUUCUGAACCACAAGACGGCAUUGCUCGAUAUGGAUCCGCUCGCCGUGAAGACGUACAAUCUCAUCCAGGCCACCAUCGCGGUCAACGUCGUCGAUUCCGAGAGGCAGCAUCAGGACUACAUAUUUCAUCCUCGCAACGCCGCCCAUUUGCAAGAACUCAUUUCCAACAUCUCCCACGUUAUGUUCUGGCACGUCGUCGACAGUGGCCUCGAUGAACGUCUGAGGAACUCGCAUUUGGCCCUAGAGAAUCUGAGCAAACGUGACGGGGAUCCCGAAGAUUUCGAACUCAUCCAGCAGUCGAUUCUUCACGUGCGCUCAGCGAUGGAAGACCCCGUCUGGCUUGCCCUCCAGAACCACUACCAGGUUUUCCACCGCGUAAAGGAAGUGGACCCGUUGAUCUACGAAGCAUGGUGCGGCUUCUCCGAGCUCGCGCGGACCGCAAGCUCCACACUAUUCCUCUCGCCCUCCGCCCUGGUGGAGAUGCGGAAGACGGUCAAAGAGCGCCCGCUCUCGAGCGUCGCCAAGAUCUCCGAGAACGGCCGGGCGUACGUCGAGCGCGAGCAGGCGUACAGGGAGUGGCUUCGGCUGCAGGAUCGCAAGAAGAAGUCUGCGCGCGACCGGUCUGAGUCCGACAAGCAGUCGAUCGCGCUGGAUGCCGCAGCACGCAAGAAGGCGAAGGACAAGAAGGAGGAGAUGAAGCGUGAGAUGGAGGCCGCCCUGGCCCGCCUGAACGCCGCGUUCAGCGGGGACGAGAACGCGUCCGCGACCGCUAGGGACCCGUCGCAACGCACCGUCGAGUCCGCGAUGCUGAGUCUUUCGAAAGCGGCUCCAAUUCGUGUUCUGAACUCGACGUCCACGAAGUUGGACUACAUACUUCACGAAGUCCUCACGUAUGGCACAGAGGAGAAGUUCCUCAUCUUUUCAGAGUCUCAGGCAACACUGGCGUUCAUCGGGGAGGCGUUCGACCUUUGCAGGAUCAAGUACCUGUCGUUCAGCGGCCAGCACAAUCGCGAGGAGCGCCAGUCGAUGAUCACGACAUUCGAGACUUCGGACCUCUACCGCGUUCUACUUCUCGAAUUGAAAUAUGGCGCACGUGGAUUGAAUCUUGUCUCUGCUUCACGCGUCAUCUUCUGCGAGCCUGUGUGGAAGGCCGACGUCGAGUCGCAAGCGAUCAAGCGGGUCCAUCGUAUCGGUCAGACGCGGCCGGUAGUACACGUGACUACGCUCGCCAUCAAGUCGACCUUUGAAGAGGUCAUGGUAGCGCGUAGCAAAGCCCUUCGGGAGAACAAGCAAGAGUUCGCCAAGGCCGCCACCGACGACCGUACCAUACGCGACUUCAUCGAGCAUCCGACGUUCCUGCCCGUGCCGACGGAUGAACGGCUCGUCAAUAUCGAUGUGCCGUUGUUCGACCUCCCGCCUCCACGCCCCUUGCCUGUUGUCGAAAUCUCCACAGGACCUCCCCGGAAGAAGCAAAGACAGGUCGCCUUUGCAAGCUGA